This is a messenger RNA of Rosa rugosa (rugosa rose), 606 nucleotides long. Its product is annotated as glutaredoxin-C1-like. The transcript has a single exon. Bases 123 to 515 code for a protein of 130 amino acids. The record is from RefSeq and is a predicted model, not a curated record. Lineage: Eukaryota; Viridiplantae; Streptophyta; Magnoliopsida; Rosales; Rosaceae.
AUUUCCAACGAAGCAUCUUCUUCAUAUCCAACUUCUUCUUCUCCUUCGUCUUGUUCUUCUUCUUCAGUCUUUUCUUCUUUUCCCUUCUUUGGGUUUUGUUAACUCGUGAGUUAUAAGCAAAAAUGCAAUACCAAAAGGAGCAUUACCAAGCAGAGUCAUGGGGUUACUAUAUGCCGGUGAGGAGCAUGCACAUGACGGACCCUCUGGAGCGAGUUGGGAGGCUGGCGUCGAAGAGCGCUGUGGUGAUAUUCAGCGUGAGCAGCUGUUGCAUGUGCCACGCCGUCAAGAGGCUCUUCUGCGGAAUGGGGGUGAAUCCGACGGUGUACGAGCUGGACCAAGACCCGAGAGGGAAGGAGAUCGAGAGGGCUCUCAUGAGGUUGCUCGGAAACUCGUCUGCCGUUCCGGUGGUGUUUAUCGGCGGCAAGUUGAUAGGUGCCAUGGACCGAGUUAUGGCUUCCCAUAUCAAUGGGUCCCUGGUGCCACUUCUCAAGGAGGCUGGGGCACUCUGGCUCUGAUCACUUUCACUUUAUUUACAUGUCAAAAAAAAAAUGUAGAAGGUUGUGAGGUCAUUGUAGCUUCGUGAUGUAGUUGAAAUACAUUAAUGGA